AUGAAGCUGGUGACGGUCCUCAUGCUGGUCGCCCUCCCCCUGUACUGCUAUGCAGGGUCUUCUGGCUGCUCCCUUCUUGACAAUGUGAUUGAUAAAGCAGUUGAUCCCACUGUGUCCAAGGAUGAAUACAGAGCAUAUCUUCAAGAUUUCCUACAGACUGAAAAUGAGGAAAACGCUGUAGAUGAAUUAAAGCAAUGUUUUCUCCAGCAGUCAAAUGAAACUCUGGCCAAUUUCAAACAGAUGUUGCAAAUCAUGUACAACAGUAUAUACUGUAAACCAUUCUAA
Messenger RNA from Budorcas taxicolor (takin), 285 nucleotides. Its product is annotated as mammaglobin-A-like. The transcript has 3 exons. The record is from RefSeq and is a predicted model, not a curated record. Bases 1 to 285 code for a protein of 94 amino acids. NCBI's taxonomy places the organism in Eukaryota, Metazoa, Chordata, Mammalia, Artiodactyla, Bovidae. Gene Ontology annotation, biological process: androgen receptor signaling pathway.